CAAGUCAAUUGAUGAAAUGUCAACUGCAAUAACAUAAUUGAAUUCGUUAUUCUUGAAAUGAAUUUUUUCUUUAAUGAAUUUUUAUUUGUAUUUUAAAUAUUUAAAUUUGUGCCAAUGAAAUACAUAAGAUGAAAGACGGAGAUUACGCUGAGUAUGAUUUACAAAAAGUAGCAGAAAGUGUUUCAUUUUUGGCCGAUUGUUUUGAUAAUACCUUUACAUUGCAAUGUUCUUUAAAUUAUCUAAAAGACUAUGUAAAAGAAACAAAACUUGAAAAACAUAUUUUAAAAGAACCAAGAUUAACUUAUAAAAAAAGUGACUAUUACACGCGUUCCAAACAAGUUAUAAAUUCUAAUGUAAGCAUUACUGAAACAGUUUCGCAGUUUAGUAAACAUAACAGAAAUUUAAAUAAAAAAAUAAGUCAUUGGGGUUUGCCUCCAGAAAUUAGCAAUAAAUAUGAGCAAAGAGGCAUUAUUGAGAUGUUUGAAUGGCAGGUGGACUGCCUUGGUAAUCCCAGAGUUCUCUUAGAAUGUCGGAAUUUAGUAUACUCCGCUCCGACAUCAGCAGGCAAAACACUCGUCGCUGAAAUAUUGACCAUCAAAACUGUGUUGGAACGACAGAAAAAAGUUAUCAUUAUACUACCUUUUGUAUCUAUAGUCAGGGAAAAAAUGUUCUAUUUCCAAGAUAUUCUGUCCAGUUCAGGUGUAAGAGUUGAGGGUUUUAUGGGUUCUCAAUCACCGCCUGGCGGAUUACAAUCAGUUCAUAUAGCAAUAUGCACAAUAGAAAAAGCAAAUAGCUUAAUAAAUAAACUUCUAGAUGAAGGAAAUGUAUCAGAAUUGGGUGCAGUUAUUGUUGAUGAAUUGCAUUUGCUCGGAGAUCCUCAUAGAGGGUACGUUUUAGAACUUCUCUUAACUAAAAUCAAAUUUAUUUCAUUAAAAUGUGAUGAUGUAAAAGUCCAAAUAGUCGGAAUGUCAGCUACAUUGCCUAAUUUGGAAAUGCUGGCAGAUUGGUUAGAUGCUGAAUUAUUUAUCACAGAAUUCAGGCCAAUACCUUUAGAUGAAUGUUGUUUAGUGGAAAAUAAAUUUUAUGAUAAACAUGGAAAGUCCAUUGGUUUAUUAGAGAAACCAAAAAAUUUAGGUAUUGAAGGUGACUAUGUGCUGUCACUUUGCUUAAAAACCCUAAGGCAAGGAUGUUCCAUUUUAAUAUUUUGCACAACUAAGAACAGGUGUGAGAACUUAGCACUAAGCAUUUCAACAUCGUUUUAUAAGUUAGGAUGUUCUGGUAAUGAAAAUGGAAUGAUUUUAAGAGAACAGUUGAAUACACAAAGUAUAUUAGAGACACUAGAACAAUUAAAAAAUUGUCCAGUGGGCCUUGAUAAAGUACUUAAAAAUAUAGUUUCGUUUGGUGUUGCAUACCACCAUGCUGGGUUAACUUUUGAUGAGAGGGAUAUUAUAGAAGGAGCAUUUAAGUCGGGCGCUAUCAGAGUAUUAGUAGCCACGUCAACAUUGAGUUCAGGUGUAAAUUUACCAGCUAGAAUGGUAGUAAUUAGGUCACCUGUAUUCCAAAAACAACCGAUUAAUAUGUUGACCUAUAAACAAAUGAUAGGAAGAGCAGGAAGAAUGGGUAAAGAUGUUAAAGGUGAAAGUGUCUUAAUGUGUACACAAGCAGAACAAAAGAUUGGCUUUGAAUUAAUGAUGGGAAACUUAGAUCCAGUCAAGAGUUGUAUUGAAAGUGAAGACAAAUACAUGAGAGCAAUACUAGAAAUGAUAGCAAGUCAAGACAUUUGUACGAAAUCUGACUUGGAUUUGUACACAAAGUGUACAUUACUAUUUACUCAACAAAGUAUUGAGCCCUCUCAAAAUUUUUUGUUGGAGGCAACUUUAAAAGAGUUAGUUAACUGUGAACUCAUAAGGAUUCAAACUGAUAGUGAUAAUCUUAAGUAUGUUGCUACGUCAUUGGGAAAGGCAUGUCUGUCAUCAUCUUUGGCACCGAAUGAUGGGUUGUCUUUAUUUUGUGAAUUACAGAAGGCUCGUCAAUGCUUAGUCUUAGAAACUGAUCUCCAUCUUAUAUAUUUAGUGACACCAUAUAGUGUUAGCAGCCAGUGGAAUAACAUAGAUUGGUUGCAUUUACUUACUUUAUGGGAAUCAUUAACGGCUGCAAUGAAAAGAGUUGGAGAGCUUGUUGGUGUACAAGAAAGUUUUAUAAUUCGUUGUCUAAGGGGUACAAAGCAGUUGAAUAGUAUUCAAAACAAAUUGAAUAUACAUAAGAGAUUUUACACUGCUUUGGCAUUACAAGAUUUAGUAAACGAAAUACCUUUAUCAGAAGUGGCUUUAAAAUUUCAAUGUGCUCGGGGUUUUUUACAAGGCCUGCAACAAGCAUCAUCAACGUUUGCAGGAAUGGUCACAGCCUUCUGUCACCAACUGGGCUGGAAAAAUAUGGAAAUGCUUAUAUCUCAAUUUCAAGAUCGCCUUCAAUUUGGUAUACAUUCUGAAUUGUUAGAUAUAAUGAAACUACCGUCCUUAAAUGGUGUUAGAGCUCGAACUCUAUUUAAUGCUGGUUUUGAAACAAUAGCUAGUAUCGCAUCAGCGGAAUCAAAUGUUAUUGAAAAUAUCCUUCAUAAAUCUGUACCAUUUCAAAGUGAAAAGGAAAGGGAGGGAGAUGAUGAUGUUGAGGUUAGGAAACGAAAUAAAAUGAAAAAUAUUUGGAUAACUGGCUACUGCGGUUUGACGGCAAGGGAGGCAGCGGAAAACCUUAUUUUAGAAGCUAGGAAAUAUGUAGUUCAUGAAAUUGGAGGGGCCGAAAUUAAAUGGAAGGAUGUUAAUAGUUCAAAUCAAAUUGUACAUACAGCUAGUGCUGCGCAUCCAAAUAACACAAGUAAAAGUCAAAUGACUGAACGUUGUGAUAGUAUUCAUUUAAAAGAAUUAUCUAAAACUGAAAAGGAAAAAGAUCAUGAUGUAAGUGAAAGUAGUAAAGAUAUAAUUAAUUCAAAAGAUGAAAGUGUAAAUAGAUUUACUGCUGAAGAAGAUGUAAUUAAUUUAAUGGGUGAAAUUCAGCCUGUUCCAUUAAAACUGGCAGACGCAACAUCACAACCUUACCAAAAUAAUUGUUAUGAUAAUGAAGACAAUAAUGGUAACAUGCCUUUGAAAAAUGAAAUACUUGAUAAAACAAACGUUUGUAGCCUUAGUGACAAUAAUGUUAAACAGAAAGUUGAUGCGACGAUUACAAAAAGUCCUAUUAAACAAGACCUAAUUUGGGAUUCACUCAAUUUCACUGAUGCUGCUUUUGAUAAUAUUUCAAAAUUGCCCAUUUCUGACAAUUUUCUAUCACCGAAUUUAAGUUUCGGUUCAUAUUCCAACAAUUCUGAUAUGAUAGUUCAGAAUCAAAUAAAUGUCUCUACAAGUGUGUCGUCUAAAGAUAUUAGUUUGUUUUCAUCUGAUGGUGAUAAUUCAAGCAUUUUCGAAGAUAGUUUUCCACUAGAUUUACUACCAAACACAAUUAUGGAUUGCAAAAAGUCUGAAAUAAUUAAGGAAUUUAAUGAUAAUAUUAAUACUGAAUCCAUAAUAAAUUGUUUUAAGUCAUCAGUACUUGAUAUUGAUGAUGAUGAAAAUUUCACGUUGGUUUAUGAAGACGAAAAAAGCAGCCCAAAAGAAAAUAAUUCUAUAGUGAGUAUUUCUCAAGAAAAUGAAAUAGGAAAUACUCAAGAAUUCAAAGAAAUGGGUGUGAAAACUAGUUUUAUUAGCCCACUUAAACGUCAUGCAGUAUCGAACAAACAUUGCUUACAAUCUUCGGCUAAAAAAGUUAAAAAGUCAACGACAUCCGAUGUUUACCCAAGACAUGUUUCAUCACAAAUCAAAAUAAGUCAAACGUCCGAAUAUUUUUUGCUUAAAAUUGCGAAAAAUCAUUUUAAGUGUUAUAUUUUGCGAGAAGAUGAUGUGUGUAAAAACUUUUCCUUUGUUGAAAAUACUAAAGAAGUUUCAAUUGUUUUUGAUGUAAAUUCAAAUGAUGUUAAAGUCAGUAGCAACUCGAUUGGAAGCAAUAUAUUGGGUCAAAAGAAAAGAGUUUCCGAAAACAAUCAAAAUAACAUCGAAGAAAAGUUGCAUCUGAAAGGAAUAGCUUUUUACUUUAAUAAUUUAUGUUUAUAUUUUGAUAUAAGUUCAUUAAAAAGCCUUUUACCUGCAUUACGACUAGGAUUACAACGAUUGUUUUCAAAUGCUUCCUUAAAAUUGCGAAUGUUAUCGGCAAAAACAAACUGCUUGUAUGUUAAAAAAUGGCUGGAGAAAGAUUUAUUAACGCAAUGUGACGACAUCACGAUUGCCGAAUGGUUACUGGACAGUGAUGAAAAGGUUUCGAGAAUUGUGGAUCUGACUAAGAAUUAUUGCAGUAUAGAUUUAUAUAACACAGAUAUAUUUAUAAAUGAUGAAAAGAAAAGUUACAAAAAUUUAGAUUCUCAAGUAAUGGCAUGUCUUAAAGCUUGGUGCAUUUGGAACAUAUCACAGGAGCAGGUGAAGUCAUUAGAAAAAAUCCACUUUAUAAAAAAUACUUUGGAUACUGAGACUCAAGUUUCCAAGAUCCUGGCUGACUGUGAGUACUAUGGAAUUACGGUGGAUAAAGAUCUCGCGUCCCUGCUUUUGAUUGAUGUGAAAAAUUCACAAGAAGUACUACAGAAGAAGGCUUUUAAAUUAUGUGGAAAUCAUUUCAAUUUUAACUCGUCCAAAGACGUGGCCAAGGUUUUAGGGCUAUAUGAGGGGCGUAAAGGUAGCACAAAGAAAAGCGUCCUUACCUCCCACAAUAGUACGAUGGCGAGCAUCAUCAUAUAUUGGAGGAAACUUAAUUCAAUACUCACUAAGACCUUGUACCCUCUCACUCAUCACGCUGUCAUAUAUAGCUCUGACAACAGGAUAAGCCCGACCUACACUAUGUACACUUGCACCGGUCGAAUUAGUAUGCACGAGCCGAACUUACAAAUGGUGCCGCGAACAUUCUCUAUUCCAUUAGAAUAUCUCACCAUUCAAGAGAGCAUUGAAUCCGGCGAUAUCAUGGAGUUCAACUGCAGGAAUAUUUUCAAAGCGUCCCCGGGCUACGUAUUCGUGUCAGCUGAUUAUUGCCAGUUAGAAAUGAGGAUUCUCACCCACUAUUCCAAAGAUACGGUGUUGACAAGGAUUAUGAAUUCGAAUGUAGACGUGUUCAAGUCGAUCGCGGCGUCUUGGGGUGGUGUUGCGGAAGAGUUGGUCGAUGACGAUCUCAGACAGAAAGCAAAACAGCUGUGCUACGGCAUCCUUUACGGAAUGGGCAAUAAAACUUUAGCUCAUUACCUCGAUGUUAACGAGAUGGAAGCUGCUAUAUUCAUGGACAAAUUUUACAAAACCUACCCUGCUAUCAAAGUUUUUACACAGAAAAUUAUAGACGAAUGUAGGAAAAAUGGGUAUAUUGAGACGCUGAUGAAGAGAAGACGAUACCUGCCAGAUAUUAACAGCUAUGUAGCGUCUAAAAAAGGUGCAGCUGAAAGGCAGGCUGUCAACACAACGAUACAAGGAUCAGCGGCAGAUAUCGCCAAGGCUGCGAUGUGCGCCGUCGAUACAAAAACAAGGGCAGACAUCGACAAACCUCGUUUAGUCCUUCAAAUGCACGACGAACUUAUAUAUGAAGUUAGAGAACCAAGGAUGGAUAAUUUUAUUGCAAUUCUAAAGUGUUCAAUGGAAGAGACGGUCCAGUUAAACGUUCCACUGCCUGUUAAAGUUAAAGUGGGUUACUCUUGGGGAGCGAUGAAAGACGUCCAGUGUUAAUUUUAUUUAAAAAUCAUGAAUUUUCGUAUGUUUAAGUUGUUUGUGAUAUUUUGUGCAGUUUUUUAAAUAAAUACUAUUCUUGAACAUAA
This is a messenger RNA of Melitaea cinxia (Glanville fritillary), 5869 nucleotides long. It is a transcript of the gene DNApol-theta, whose product is annotated as DNA polymerase theta. The record is from RefSeq and is a predicted model, not a curated record. Bases 129 to 5780 code for a protein of 1883 amino acids. Gene Ontology annotation, biological process: DNA-templated DNA replication; double-strand break repair via alternative nonhomologous end joining. Gene Ontology annotation, molecular function: DNA-directed DNA polymerase activity; DNA binding; ATP binding. The transcript has 9 exons. NCBI's taxonomy places the organism in Eukaryota, Metazoa, Arthropoda, Insecta, Lepidoptera, Nymphalidae.